Molecule: messenger RNA, 1840 nt
Organism: Cucurbita pepo subsp. pepo (vegetable marrow)
Lineage: Eukaryota; Viridiplantae; Streptophyta; Magnoliopsida; Cucurbitales; Cucurbitaceae
Source: RefSeq, a predicted model, not a curated record
GGUUUUCUUUCCGUUCCGACAGCCGGUGAUUGGUGUCGCUCGGGCUUUCCCUUCAGAAUCGAUGCUUUUCUGUCUCUGAAAAUUUAAGCUGUGGUUGGCUCAUGACUUUGUAGAGAUUCUGGGACAGAACUGAGUCUGUGCUUGUUAUCUGUUGGAGAGAGUAAAGGCAUUUGUGAAUUUUUUAGAAACUUUAGAGGUCGUUCGCUUAUCGGAGUGUGGAUUUUGGCUUCCAAAUGUUGCUGUAUUUCACGAUGUAGCUUGAAAUAAAGAAGUAUACGACAUAAAAGUAAUUUAAGUGGCAUGAUUUCUGGUUUGUGUUUUAAGAGUUGAGCACGAGCAGAGACGGUCUAAGGAAGCUGAUAGCUAAAUGGGGUCUCUCUGUUGUGUGGCUGCGAGACCACAUGGAUCGAAUGCAGCUAGCAGGGACUGGUCUCUGGGUCCUCACGAGCCUUUCUGGCAUACAAAUACAAGCUUUUCACCGCCUCCAUCAAGAUGGGAUAUCCAGUUUCAAUCUGAUGGGUUGCCACAUGGUUGGCAUGAUGGUGUGCAACUGUACGGGUCAUCUACAUCAUCUAAUAGUAAAGAAAGUCGCAGCUGGAUAAGGGGCAACAACCAUCUUUAUGCUCACACUUCUGCAUCUGAUGGUGCUGGGUUGUUUUUGAGUAGUCCAUCUGACAUCUCACAAGGCCCUCAAUGGACACCUCCAGCAAUUCAGGAAAUCAAUAUUGAUGGUCAUGAAACUUCAACCAAAAGGGAUCCUUCAUUGAGGACAUUUUCCUUUUGGCCUGCAGCAGAGGCUACCUCUGAAAAUCCAGAUAGUGGGAGCUCUACUUUCUCACAUUCAGACAGUAGUGACGAGCCUACGGUCAAGUUACGCUCAGCCUCUAAUUGGAACUUCACGAGUCGUCGCUCUUUCAUGUCCAAACCUAUUCAUCCUUUGGUCAUUCCUAUGCAAAACUCGCCUGGAGAAGCUUUUGAAUCUACCAAUUUAGGGUUCCUUGAGUUUGAUUCUCCUACUCCUCAAAGAGACACCCAACAAUGGAGCAGUGCAAGUAGUAGCAUUGAUUUUGCUGAUGUGUCUGAGCCACUUGAAUCAGACAUCUAUUUUAGAUCAUCAUGUAAAUCUGAUGGUUUCAGAUGUGGUUUAUGUGAAAGAUUUCUUUCACAAAGAUCACCAUGGAGUUCACGUCGAAUCGUGAGAAGUGCUGAUAUGCCAGUUGCUGGCGUUCUUUCAUGUCGACAUGUUUUUCAUGCUGAAUGCUUGGAUCAAACUACUCCAAAGAUUCGUAAAAGUGACCCACCUUGCCCACUUUGUUUGAAACAUGAGGAUAACCAUUCGCCUGAGCAACGAGCAAAUUCGAGAUUGAGGAAUGCAAAUUCCUUACCAAGGCCUAGACCCUCAACCAGUGAAGACGGUCCACCAAGGCCAUGGGGUUGUGCUCAGGUAGGGGACUGUGUUGAAGGUGCCUUACAUGCACCUCCACGAAAUUCGAUGCUUUUCGUUAAUCGAAAUCGUGUAAAGAACCUUUCUUUCAAGGGAAAUUCAAGCAAAGAAUUUCCAGGAAAGUUGAGAAAAAGUGGCUCAUACUCUUCACGAUUGGUGAGUGGAAGACCAUUUGAUCAAGAAUUUGUUGGCUGUUCAAGAACUUCAGCUGGACCCAGCAUGAAACGAUGAUUGAAAUAUGUAGAUAGCCAUGAAAAUAGACGUUUCUAAGAACGUUUCUUUUCGAAUAAGCUUCCCCUGUAUUUUUGCUUGUUCAUUCCAAAUUCUUCAGCUGGUAACAUCUUAGCUUCUUUAGAGUAUUAGAUUUAUCUAUUGAUGUAUAGUUGAUUUGUGGUA